GCGUCCCUCUUGAAUUCUAUAUAUACAGCCCCUCUCUUUCACUCCGAUUGUCUCCACCAUCUACUUCUGCAUUCCCAUCGCUUUAACUGCUUCACACCAUUCUCAUUCUCUCUCUCUCUCUCUCUCUGCAACUUUUUCGACUGUCAAGAAAUAUGAAAGUGGAAGAACUCCAAUUCGAAUUCAAUCAUCACCUCCACCACCAGCAGCGGCGGAGUAAAGAGAAGACCCAAUUGGGUGUUGCCGAACUCUCGUCGCCUAUCUUCUCUGCCGACGAUAGUGGCUGUUUUGAGGAGGUCAAUGACGGCGAAGCCGAAGAUUGUUUCGUCCAGCCCAUCAAUUUCGCGAUGGUAGAUAACGGCAUUUUCCGGUCCGGCUUCCCUCGCCCUGCCAACUUCUCCUUCCUCAAAUCCCUCGGUCUCCGCUCCAUCGUAUAUCUCUGUCCCGAGCCGUAUCCGGAGGAAAGCUUGGACUUCUUGAAGUCAAAUGGGAUCAAGCUUCAUCAAUUUGGGAUUGACGGUCGAAAGGAGCCUUUUGUAACCAUCCCAGAGGACACAAUAUGUCAAGCACUAAGAGUUGUCCUCGAUGAGAAGAACCACCCAGUUUUAAUUCACUGUAAACGGGGCAAGCACCGAACGGGUUGUGUGGUUGGCUGCUUCAGAAAGUUACAAAAAUGGUGCCUGUCAUCAGUGUUUGAUGAGUACCUGCGCUUUGCAGCUGCCAAGGCAAGAGUUUCAGAUAUGAGAUUCGUGGAAUCCUUCGAUACUUCCAGCUUGUUGGCGCAUUUGCCCAUGUCGUUUUCAUUUUCACAGAGGUGAUAUGAACCCAGAAAUUAAACUUGAAUAUAGGGGUUUUGUCUUCAUUUUUCUGUGACAGCAAAACCCAGGUCCUCCUCUGCAAUAAAUUAGCACAAAAUCAUGAGUUCCUUCAAAGCAUUACAGCGGCAAAGGAAUAGUCUUCUGGCAGCAUUUUAGAAUAAGGGGAAAAAAUCCUAGUAGUUUUAGGAUUUCCGGUCUGAAUGUUACAAUGCCCUCAACCCCCCCCCCUUUUUUUUUUCCUUUUCUUUUCUUUUCAUUGAUGUUUUCAAGCCAGCCAAUUCAUGAGAAACAGUGUAGAUAUGUGUUGAUUUUUUUCCCUUCAGACUCGUGAGAAAUUCAACCAACUUCAUAUAAAGCUUUCUAUGUGUCCCUGAAAACUUGGUGGGUUCCAACAUGAUCCUCAAGCAUCUCAUGGCUUGUUUUGAUUUCCUUGAAGCUAAAUUUGUAUUUUUAAUUUUAUAUAUUUAA
Molecule: messenger RNA, 1283 nt
Organism: Prosopis cineraria
Lineage: Eukaryota; Viridiplantae; Streptophyta; Magnoliopsida; Fabales; Fabaceae
Product: tyrosine-protein phosphatase DSP1-like
Exons: 6
Coding region: 153-815 (220 amino acids)
Biological process (GO): protein dephosphorylation
Cellular component (GO): cytoplasm
Molecular function (GO): phosphatase activity
Source: RefSeq, a predicted model, not a curated record